Lampris incognitus (smalleye Pacific opah) is the source of this 422-nucleotide messenger RNA. RefSeq names its product protein fem-1 homolog B-like. Gene Ontology annotation, molecular function: protein binding. The transcript is spliced from 2 exons. The record is from RefSeq and is a predicted model, not a curated record. The annotation marks the transcript as partial. Lineage: Eukaryota; Metazoa; Chordata; Actinopteri; Lampriformes; Lampridae.
UGACAAAGUUGUCCGGUUGCUUCUGGACCACUACAGGGUGGAUACCGAACAGACCGGCACAGUGCGUUUCGAUGGACGGGGCCACAGCCUUGUGGUGUGCAGCUGGAGCAGGACACUUUGAGGUGGUGCGCUUGCUAGUGAGUCACCAUGCCAAUGUCAACCACACCACCAUCACCAACUCCACUCCCCUCAGGGCAGCCUGCUUUGAUGGACGCCUAGACAUUGUCCGCUACCUGGUGGAGAAUAAUGCAGACAUCAGCAUCACCAAUAAGUACAACAACACUUGCCUGAUGAUUGCCGCCUACAAGGGCCACACGGAUGUGGUGAGUUUCCUACUGGAGCAAGGGGCAGACCCUAAUGCCAAGGCCCACUGUGGAGCCACAGCCCUGCACUUUGCAGCAGAGGCGGGCCACCUAGAUAUU